ACGAUGCGGUCGAGGAUGAACCGGGGGCAGCGAGCGGAGCGGGGCCGGGGGGAGCCGGGACCACCCAGGAAGGCAUCGAGGAGAAAGUGCGUCCUCGCCGACCACCACACCUGAGAGCAGCCCGCGCCGGGCCCGAGGUGACGAUGGCGGCCGAAGGGCUGUGGGGGCCGGGCGGCCCCCCCGGCUGGGAGCUGGACGGGUGGUACCAGGACCUGCAGGAGGUGCUGGCGGCGGAGCCCCCCGGGGCCGCCCCCGCCUGGGGAGCCGAGCAGGAGGAGCCGGGCCCGGGCGGCUGCGGGCUGGACCUGGCCCUGGCCGAGGAGCUGCUGCAGCUGCUGGGGCCGGAGGGAGCGGCUCCGGAGGAACCCCCCGGCCGCGGCCCCCGGGGGAGCGGCCCGGCCCGGCCGGGCCCCGCCGAGGAGGCGGAGGAGGAAGAGGAGAAGGCGCGGGGGGCGCGGAGGAAGCGGCGCGGCGGCGCCGGGGCCCCGCGGCAGCGGGACGGGGAGCGGCGGGUGCGGGAGCUGACGGCGCACAACGAGCGGCUCCGCGCCGAGAUCCAGCGGCUGAGCGCGGAGGUGCAGCGCACCCGGGCCGCGCUCAUCGACCGCAUCGUCAACCUGCGCCGGGCGUAGCGGCUGCGCCGGGACACGGAGCGCGCACAGCGACAGCGGGACGAGGACUCUGCUGCCCCACGGACUGCGGGGGCAGCCCCAUGGACAGACGGACACUGCGGACAGACAAGUGGAUGCAGCUGCUCCACGCCGUUGUACAGCUCUUGUCGUUUAUUACACGCGUCCAACCACACCCAGCACGGCCCAGUUUGGUUACUGGAGGCGCCGGGGCCGCUCCUCGGGAUGUCCCGGUCUGGGUACUGGGGCUACUUCUUCCGCUUGCCCUUGGGGACCUCGGGGCUGCGGCCUUCGGCCAGCGCCAGCUGCCGCUUCAGCUCCAGCAGUUUGGCCACCUGGGUGUCCACCUGGGCCUUC
This is a messenger RNA of Camarhynchus parvulus, 986 nucleotides long. It is a transcript of the gene DDIT3, whose product is annotated as DNA damage inducible transcript 3. The coding region runs from base 144 to 632 and encodes 162 amino acids. NCBI's taxonomy places the organism in Eukaryota, Metazoa, Chordata, Aves, Passeriformes, Thraupidae. The transcript has 4 exons. Gene Ontology annotation, biological process: positive regulation of intrinsic apoptotic signaling pathway; ER overload response; intrinsic apoptotic signaling pathway in response to endoplasmic reticulum stress. The record is from RefSeq and is a predicted model, not a curated record. Gene Ontology annotation, cellular component: CHOP-ATF4 complex; cytoplasm; CHOP-ATF3 complex. Gene Ontology annotation, molecular function: DNA-binding transcription activator activity, RNA polymerase II-specific; RNA polymerase II cis-regulatory region sequence-specific DNA binding; transcription factor binding.